This is a messenger RNA of Durio zibethinus, 1374 nucleotides long. Lineage: Eukaryota; Viridiplantae; Streptophyta; Magnoliopsida; Malvales; Malvaceae. The record is from RefSeq and is a predicted model, not a curated record.
UGGAUUUAUUGCCCCUAUCCUUCACCAGAUUAAUAAUUCACUGUGAAAAAACGGAAUAAGAAAGAAAAACAAACUACCCAUAACGGCAAUUACCCGAUAACGAAAACCCAAAAUGGGAAGCUCAUACACUGCCUUGAACGACGACGACGAUUCCGCCACCGAAUCCGACGACAACACCGCCACGAAGAUCGACUCUGAUUCCGACUCUGAAACCGAAACCGAUGAGGAAAUCCGUAACCGCUACGAUACUGGCCCUUUCAGAGAAGGCGAAAGAGUCCUCGCUUACCAUAGCAAAUGCAUUUACGAAGCCAAAGUUUUAAAUUGCGAAAAGCGGAGCAACGGUUGGCAUUAUUACGUUCAUUAUCGUGGUUGGAAUAAAAACUGGGAUGAAUGGGUAGGUGUGGAUACGUUAAUGAAAUUUAUAGAUGAGAAUCUGCAGAAACAGGAAGCGCUUAACAAGAAACUUAAGGAAGAAAUGAAAGCUGAAUUUCAUUCUUCAAAGAGAGGAACCGUCCGUGUGUUUCACUCUAAACCGAGAAAUCCCAGAGCUGCAGGUGGUAGGGGCAAAAAGCGAAAGAACGAUUCUAUCAGCAAGGAGAAGAGCGCUGUACCUUCUGAAAAGCUUGUGAACAUUCAAAUUCCACUAACUCUGAAGAAGCAGCUAGUUGAUGAUUCGGAAUUUAUUACGCAUUUGGGAAAGCUUGUUAAACUUCCACGUACUCCAAAUGUGGAAGACAUAUUGAAGAUGUAUCUUGAUUAUAGAUGUAAGAAAGAUGGCAUGGUAACAGAUUCAGUUCGAGAAAUUUUUAAUGGGAUACGUGCUUACUUCAACAAAGCAUUGCCUGUGAUGCUUUUGUACAAAAGUGAGCGUCAACAAUAUGAAUAUACCAUUACAGAGGAUAUCCGUCCAUCCACGGUAUAUGGGGCCGAACAUCUACUGCGUCUCUUUGUCAAGUUGCCUGAGUUGUUGGUGCGGGCAGACAUUGAAGAGGACACAUUGUUGGAGUUGCAGCAGAAAUUAGUUGCCUUUCUUAAGUGCGAACUCUACUAUUUUCGGUUUUCCUGGUUCUUGCAGAAGAAUCAAAAUGCCUUAUUUCUCUCUACGUAUCAUGUUGCAGAAGAUGUUGAGACAAGCACCAAUAAACAAGAUAACUAAAUCCAGACACAUUUGUCAACCAUUUGUACAUACACCAAAGAAUGACUGAACAUAUGCUGUAUCUAUAACUUUGUACGAGAAUCUACUGUUAAAGCUGAUAUGCUUGUCCCUGUUGGUUGACUUGGAAGAAUAUGCUCCAUCUGCUUCCUGUGUAAAGAAUGUGGAUGAUGUUGGCUGUGUUAAUUAUCAAUGAACCGUCUAACAACUAUUGAAGCUAA